AUGACCUCCCUGCUACUGUCGGACGGAGAAUGCUAUGACCUCGCCUCCGCCUUCCAGACCUACCCCAUUGCACCGUGUCUGUUCGAGGCUAGUCCGUCCCGCAUUCCAGAUCCAGUAUAUGGCGGCCUGUUGAUGGCACGAGCCAUCAUGGUUGCCGCCACUGAUGUAGGCAAAAGACAAUGCCACUCGCUGCAGGCAACAUUCGUUCGACGCGCGCAGCCCCAGGUCACCACCAACUUUGCUGUUGGCGAGACCAUGACCGGGAGAAAUUUCUCCAUGCGUCGCGUCACUGCAUCCCAAGAUGACCGGGAGAUCUUCUCGGCCAGCCUGUCGUUCCGCGAGCCCCAUCCUGGCGUCGCGCAUCAGCCACCGACACCGACGAUGACAUUUCCCUCGGAGUAUCCUACCAAGAGUAAGCAGCGCAGGCCGCCACCGCCGGGGAUUGAGGCACGUUGGGUCCCAGACCUCGAUCCAAACGGCAGCGAGAUACUUUGGAUGCGGAGUACUUGCGCGCUGGGGAAUUCUUCAGCAUUGCAGACUGCGGCGCUCGUUUACGCUUCCGACUAUCCGAUUAUUGAGGCAGGGCUUUCCAGGCAUGGGUUGUCCUGGCAGUCGCCGGACCUGUUCACAACUAGUCUGAGUCACAGCGCAUGGAUUAUGAGGGUGAGCGAUUUCAGUGACUGGCACUUCUUUAGCAUCGAUUCUCCUGCUGCAUCUGGGGGAACUGUGUUAGGGCGCGCAUCGUGCUUUGACCGGGAUGGAAACCUUGUUGCUACGUUCGUCCAGGAAGCUGUUAUUUGGACGGAUUGA
Messenger RNA from Aspergillus tanneri, 810 nucleotides. Its product is annotated as acyl-CoA thioesterase. Gene Ontology annotation, molecular function: fatty acyl-CoA hydrolase activity. The transcript has a single exon. Gene Ontology annotation, biological process: acyl-CoA metabolic process; fatty acid catabolic process. Bases 1 to 810 code for a protein of 269 amino acids. NCBI's taxonomy places the organism in Eukaryota, Fungi, Ascomycota, Eurotiomycetes, Eurotiales, Aspergillaceae. The record is from RefSeq and is a predicted model, not a curated record.